AUGCAGCGAUCACAUUUCCAGCUAGCCUGCUAUGCCGCUAGCUCAAUUAUAAUAUAUCUGGCAGGGCCGCCGAAUGGUACAGACUGCACCUGGUUUAUUCUGCUGCCAUUGGCUGCCCCUCUGAUGAUAUACCUGGUUGGAGAUGUCUCCCCCAUAUUCGACUGCAGCCUGGCUAGUCUUUCGGUGGCAGCAGUUUACGAGGCUGGCACGCCGACGGAAAUGUCCCUACUAGCCAGUUUUGUGUCUUUUUUGGCCUUCGCCCCGCUAAUGACCGCAAUCUAUGAAACGACAAACCGUCCCAGCUGGGUUUCUUCGCUCUUCAUGGCCGGUGUCGCAUUUGCAUACGGCGACCUUCAGCAGGGAUGGCUCAAAAUUGCCCUCGCUGUAAUGGUUUUGUUUAUCAACUUUUUGAUGCUAAGACUAUCGGCCGCAAUGGCUCCUGAGCAACGUCAAACCGCUGCAAACACUGUGCGGCUCGUCCUCUUCAUUGUCUCGGUGGAUGCAGUUCUUAAGGGUCUUCUCAAGGUGUCUUGUGGGUACCUGCUCGCUUUGCCGGACGUAAUUUGGCUGUUUGCUGCACUUUGA
Messenger RNA from Wickerhamiella sorbophila, 585 nucleotides. RefSeq lists its product as hypothetical. The coding region runs from base 1 to 585 and encodes 194 amino acids. The record is from RefSeq and is a predicted model, not a curated record. The transcript has a single exon. NCBI's taxonomy places the organism in Eukaryota, Fungi, Ascomycota, Dipodascomycetes, Dipodascales, Trichomonascaceae.